This is a messenger RNA of Anthostomella pinea, 1155 nucleotides long. NCBI's taxonomy places the organism in Eukaryota, Fungi, Ascomycota, Sordariomycetes, Xylariales, Xylariaceae. The record is from the annotation of a GenBank genome assembly.
AUGACCCUGUUGUUCAACCCCGAGCUCGACAUCCUCCACGUCAGCCCGGGUCGGUCCGGCGACAACGCCGUCCACCUUCUUCAUCAUCUACGUGCCUACGACGUGCAGAACGUGGGGCUCCGCAACGUAGCCCUAAACCCCAACGACGUCAGUCGGCUGACUGACAUUGACUUGUCGGCCGUGGACCCCCUCGCCGCAGCGGCCUUCACCGACACCAUAGCAAACCUGCGUCAGGUAUUCUACAUGUGUAUAGAGAGCGCCGGGCGCAUAUACCUGGGGCCGCGGAACGGCAUACUGGCCGUGACGGGCUUCGAGAUGCACCGUUCGCGUCCCAUCAUGCCAGAAGUCCCUACAUUCGACUGCGUAGGGCGUGACCCCCGUCCUAUUGCAGGAGACCUCCGCAAGGUCUUCGCGGGGACAGCCGAUAGGCGUAAAAUGGUCUUCCAGUGGCGAGAACUGCUCAGGAAAUGGCAGAUACCGCACAAUCCGAAGGUGGACUAUCGUUUUCUCGUUGCCCACGAGUGGAAUGGCGCAGAAGACGAGGACAAGGUCGUUGACCGAGAGAGUGCCGACGCGUGGUUGCAACGAGAGGACAAGCGCUGGAGAAACGGGCAGCAGCGUCUGGCAGAUUCCAUUCUGCGCAGGGGAGGCAACAUACCCGUUGAGAGCCCGGAAGACUUGGAGCAGGCUCCGAGACCUGCCAUCGGUUUCUGGCUCUUUCCUGUAGAAGCACUCGGGCGGGUGCCCAGUCGUCACAAGGUUUCAACAAGCACGUCGACGGUUUGGCGACCAAAGCGAGUGUUGGAUAUGCGGUGUUCGGCCUUCUCGCGGUUGCCCAAGUUGACUGGCAGCGCCCGGCUUCGACGGACACUGUUCGUGUCUUUCCUACUGCAGACUAUUUGCGCCGUCCGGAAUGUCGACUUCAGCGCGCUCGCCCCUGUUGCCUUGCUCAGUUUCCAGGCGGCAGGUCAGAUCGUGGACAGACGUGGGCUGGGAGUGAGCGAGCAAUUCCUUGCACCGCUGGCGAGGAACGCGAAGCGGAACCGGAGGGCUGUGGCAUUCGUGCUUACCCUGGUAGGAGCGAUAUGUGGUGGGUGGAUAUCGAAGGCCACGGGUGCUGUCCAGCCAAGCCUGUGGUUUGUCGCUGCUCUCUAG